Messenger RNA from Anguilla rostrata (American eel), 2776 nucleotides. RefSeq names its product kelch repeat and BTB (POZ) domain containing 7 (gene kbtbd7). Gene Ontology annotation, molecular function: protein binding. Bases 125 to 2041 code for a protein of 638 amino acids. The record is from RefSeq and is a predicted model, not a curated record. The transcript has 2 exons. NCBI's taxonomy places the organism in Eukaryota, Metazoa, Chordata, Actinopteri, Anguilliformes, Anguillidae.
UAUUAGAGAGCAAGAUAACUGCCACCAAUAGUGGCGUUCUGCAGCAAAAUAAGCAAUAGCAAGUUUGUUUGACCGAUAUUACGUCGAUAGAGUUGUGGUUGCAGGACAGACAUAAAAUUCCGCUAUGAGAAGAAUGGCUUCAGUUCUAAGCUGUUUCAGCGGUCCCGAAGAAUUGGAGGAUAUUAAUCACGCCAGAAGUUUACUGAAAGAGCUCAAGUUGUUCUACGACUCAAAAUUGCUUGUGGACGUUACCAUCGAAGUGGACCCGGACUGUCCGUCCCACCAGCAGAACGCAGGGCCAGGAAAGAGCAAGUUUUGCACAGAGAGUGGAAAACUCUUCCCUUGUAACCGUAACGUACUAGCGGCAGCCAGUCCCUACUUCAAGAGCAUGUUCACCGGGGGGCUUUACGAAAGCAAGCAACAGAAAGUGACGAUACAUGACGUGGACGCCGAUUCCAUGUCUCUAAUUAUUGACUACUGCUAUACUGGCAAAGUGCAAAUAACGGAGGCCAACGUGCAAAGACUAUACGCGGCAGCCAACAUGCUGCAGCUGGAAUAUGUCAGGUACGCAUGCUCUAGUUUUAUGACCAGAAGACUGGACGUCUCAAACUGUAUGGCGAUUCUGAAAUUCGCGGACACGUUUGACAAUCAUGACUUAAAAAGCGAGGCCCAGGGAUUCGUCGCCAGAAACUUUGUGCAGCUGUGCAGGACGAGCAGGGAGCUCUGCGAACUGGACUUGACUCAAAUCAAAGACAUCCUGUCGCUGGACACCUUGGAUGUGGACUGCGAGAGCAAAGUCUGUUCGGCCGCAAUCCAGUGGAUUGAGGCAAACCAGCGCGAGCAGACCGACGACGCCGCCGUGGAGGUGCUGAGGUGUGUCCGGUGGCACCUCUUCACAGAAAAGGACGCGGCUUACCUGGAAGGGCUCAAGUCCAAGCCGUGUGUCAAGCGCCACCUCGCGGGCUUCAUGGCGGGGGUUAGCGGCGGCGGCGGUAACGGCGGGAUGGAGUGGACUCCGCCCGCCCCCGCCCACGGGCCGGCGCACAGGAUCGGACGGAGCGCCAAAGAGAUGAUUCUGUUCUUCGGGAGACCCAACGAGCCCUUCAUGUGCUACGACCCGUACUCAGAGGAGGUCCGCUCCAUGGCGUCCCCUUUAAUCAACCUGAGCAACCUGGGCUUUAAGAGGUCCAUAAUGGAGACCUUCACCGUCUGCGUGUCCCCAGAAAAUGACCUUUACCUGGCCUCGCAGCUGUCGAAGCACUUCUGGGUGUAUAACCCCGUACUGAACAGCUGGCAGGAGCUGGCGGAGAGGCUAAUCGGACGGGUUCACGCGGACAUCGGCUACCUCAACGGGCACCUGUACAUGCUGGGGGGGCGUGACCCCAACACGGACGCCAGGCUGAAGGACGUGGAGUGCUACAGCAUCCAGAGGAAUCAGUGGAGGCUGGUGGCCCCGCUGCCCCACUCCCUGGGCAAGAUGCAAAUCGCGGCCAUGAACGACCGCCUGUACGUGGUCAACAAGCGGAGGAUGCUCUGCUACGAGCCGCAGAGGAACCGCUGGCUGCCCGGGGCGUCGCUGAAGCACGGCAAGCUGCACAAGGCCUGCGUGUUCCAGGACCAGAUCUUCUGCCUGUGCGACAUCCCGGUGGUGAAGGCCUACAGCCCGGCCCGGGGCGAGUGGAGGCGCAUCGGGGACAUCCCCAUGGACAGCAACGCGCUCAACUACCAGGUGGUGCAGCACAGCGGCCGGCUGCUGCUGCUGACCGUGUCCCUCGCCCACCACAACAGGAACCGGGUCAUCGUGCACGAGUACGACCCCGCCCGUGACGGCUGGAGGAACGUGGCCAGCAUGCUGGGCUCCUCUUUCGGCUACAUCAGCCUCUCGGCGCGCCUGUACCCCUCCAGCCUGGGCUCGGGGCAGAGCUUUUUCGCCGAGGAGGACGACGACAGCGGCUCCAGCGCCGACUGGGACCUGGACGGCCUGACUGACGCUGACUCGGACUCGGGGAGCUCCAGCUCCUUCUCGGACGAGAACUGGUAGCACAGAGAGGAAGAGGUGCCCUGGAGUCACUGCGCUUCUGCAGCAGCCAUAAAGAUGUGGACACACACGUCAUGAAUUUUUUUUGCCAAGAUAAGCGAACUCAAGUAGCACCUCGUUAAUAUAUAAUUUUCUUUUUAGUAUGACUGUUAAAAAUGAAUUGUGUUUGUCAGUAUUUGAAAUUAAUUUUCUUUCAAGUGCACUGAUAGUUUGCACAGCACACAUACAGUAUCAAGGAGCUAAAAGGUAGUGUGGUGUCAGGAUCAUACAACGCCAAGAAGCCAUCAGUUGAUGAAUGUCAUGCAUAUUUUCAGGGCUUUUGGGUAAUUUUGUUAUUAGUGGAUUACUUGUUGGUCAGGGUUUCAGAGCUUCUGGUCUUUGAACACGUUGCCAAAAUUAUGUGGUUCACCAUUCGUCUCAAGAGAGCAAAAGAGUACCGAGUAUCUUUAAGAGAAACGCACACAGAAAAGGGCUAUGAGUACCCAGUCUGGAUGGGCCCACAGGCAGCAUAUUUUCAUACAGUAUUAUGCUUAUAGAACACGAUGUCACACUGUUCAACAGCAGAACAGGCCAUUUGUGUCAUACAUUUCAUUUAGAAGUUAACCUGGGCAGCUGUCCUUUUCCAUUCCCCACAUUUUGGACUGAAAACAGUGGUCCUGCUUUUUAACAGGUUUAGGGGAAAUAACACAUUAUUUAUGGCACAAAACGCCUUGAAUUAAUAAACCUGUUCUUAAGAAA